UUUUUCUUUUAAAACAAAAUUAUCAACUCAUUACAUAUGGUGACAGGGAAAAUAAAAAGAAUAAGAAAUAAAAGGGAAUAAAAGAAAGCACAGGGAAGCGAAGGACCUGUUUGUUUACGCGCUUUGCCUUUGGCAUCCAUUGAUAAAAUCAGUUGCUGGGUUUUGAGCAGAAACAAACAGUCCCUGGCCCUCGAUUGGAACAUUGGAAUCCAUCAAUCAAAUCAAAUCAAAUCAGUGAAGCGGUGGCGAUGGAGGAAGGAGCGGGUUGUGAGAUUGAUGGAAGGGAAUUUUAGGCGGAAGGUUCUCAGAUCCACGCUCUCUCCAUCACAGAAUGAAGGGUGGGAGCCGUUUCUUCACCAUAGCUCUGGUCUCCGCCUGGUACGCCACCAACAUUGGGGUUUUGCUACUCAACAAGUACCUUCUCAGUAACUAUGGCUUCAGGUACCCUAUAUUCCUCACCAUGUGCCACAUGACCGCUUGCUCCCUCUUCAGCUACGUCGCCAUCGCCUGGCUCAAGCUCGUUCCCAUGCAGACCAUACGCUCCCGCCUCCAGUUCCUUAAGAUCGCCGCUCUCAGCCUCGUCUUCUGCGUCUCCGUCGUCUUCGGCAACGUCUCCCUCCGCUACCUCCCCGUCUCCUUCAACCAGGCCAUCGGCGCCACCACUCCCUUUUUCACCGCCGUCUUCGCCUAUCUCAUCACCUUCAAGAGAGAGGCCUGGCUCACCUACCUCACCCUCGUCCCCGUCGUCGCCGGCGUCGUCAUUGCCAGCGGGAGUGAACCGAGCUUCCAUUUAUUUGGAUUCAUAGUAUGUGUUGCAGCUACAGCUGCUCGAGCUUUAAAAUCCGUGUUGCAAGGAAUUUUACUUUCUUCUGAAGGAGAGAAGCUGAAUUCUAUGAACCUUCUUCUUUACAUGGCUCCAAUUGCUGUUGUUUUCCUUCUCCCUGCCACACUAAUGAUGGAAGAAAAUGUGGUUGGCAUUACAUUGGCUCUUGCCAGAGAUGACGUGAAGAUCAUUUGGUAUCUGCUAUUUAAUUCAGCACUUGCUUAUCUUGUCAACCUGACCAAUUUCUUGGUCACCAAACAUACCAGUGCUCUUACCCUGCAGGUACUUGGGAAUGCUAAAGGGGCUGUAGCAGUAGUAGUUUCAAUUCUGAUAUUUAGAAACCCAGUGUCAGUCACUGGAAUGAUGGGUUAUUCAUUCACAGUCCUUGGAGUAGUACUCUAUAGUGAAGCCAAAAAACGAAGCAAGUGAUACAGAUGCUGAUUCAUGAGAUUUGGGAAGUCAGCAAUGAAUUCCCUAUAUUUGUUUUCAUCCCUGUGCGGACAACCUCGAGAUUCCGUGAGGCAAAUUUGUUAGCAUGAUUGUGAUCAGAAUCCGGAUGUUUCAGACUAUAUAUACAAUUUUUUUACCCCACAUGGAAAGCCUCAUUAAACGGGUUCCCCACCGUUUUAGCACCUGUGCAGAAAUAGCCCACAGUACAAAGUUUCAAUAAGUGACUGAUCUCUUUGAAGAAAGAGUUGUAGAAUUGGAUCCUCUGCUCAUUUGUUGUUUACAUUUGUUUAUUGAUGAUAAAGUUCGUGGUUUUUCUCAUAGCAAAAGUUCUGUAUUACCUGUCCCAAAACAAUGUGUAGUGUGUAAUAUCUUUUUCUUAAUGGGGGUUGAGGAGAUUCUUUAGUCUUUCAAACUAGGAAAUUAUACAACUAUUUGUUCAUUAUGUGUUAGAAUGUAGUCAGAUACCCUUUUUAUUUUACAAAUAUAUUUAGAAUCUGAA
Vigna radiata var. radiata (mung bean) is the source of this 1772-nucleotide messenger RNA. RefSeq names its product probable sugar phosphate/phosphate translocator At3g11320. Gene Ontology annotation, cellular component: Golgi apparatus. NCBI's taxonomy places the organism in Eukaryota, Viridiplantae, Streptophyta, Magnoliopsida, Fabales, Fabaceae. The record is from RefSeq and is a predicted model, not a curated record. Gene Ontology annotation, molecular function: antiporter activity.